Molecule: messenger RNA, 354 nt
Organism: Pelobates cultripes (western spadefoot toad)
Lineage: Eukaryota; Metazoa; Chordata; Amphibia; Anura; Pelobatidae
Source: the annotation of a GenBank genome assembly
AUGGCCGCCGCCACGUGUGCUCGAGAUACGGAGAAGCCUAACCUCGAGACCAAGCUGGACGAAUUAUUCGCCAGGUUCUGGAGGACAAUAGCAACCAGGGAGCAACAGGCCAAGGCAUGCAAACCUGUCACAGUGUUGCCGGUUAACUCCCAACAAGAGUGCACACCUCCUCAUGUAAAUAAAGUCCACAAACGUCACCGUGGACGGCAAAAACGAAGAGCCCGAAAGCCCAAGAGACUACCACUGCCAAAGGCGGCGACCCAUCACAGCAAGUGUCUGGCGAAAUUAAACCUUCCUGAGAGGCAUGAACAGACGACUCUGCAGCAGCGGAACACUGCGUCAAAUAAAGACUGA